AUGAGACACUCAUGGCUUUAUUCAGUCUGUAUUGGCCUCUUUUUUCUCGUUUCCUCGGCAUUUUCUCGAGACGACCUGGGCAUCGGAAAUGGAACCUUUGAUCUUACUAUCGCCAACUUUGACUUAUCGAUUGCCCGUGACGCACAGGUUCUAGUGUCUCUUCGACCGAGCGGAGACAGCUUCGAUUUCCUGCCGUUUGACAAACUACAGGAUCGAGCCUUCAACGGCCAGUAUCACUGGGGAGACCUUACGUAUCGCUACCGCGUUCAAGGCGAGGCAAAUUGGGUGGAUGGUGAUACCGCCCAGAAUAGAAAAGCUCUUACAGAGAGCAAGCACGCGAACGAUGUUUUGAAAGCAUCUGGCCUGUCGCCAACUCUUCCGAACGGGCCCCUCCAGAUAAUCCGAGAAUGGAUGGACGUGGACGGAGAUCUCGGUUUACGGUUUACCGUCCGCAACACGGGAGAGUCUAGCGUUGAGAUCGGCAGUCUCGGCUUCCCGGCGACUUUCAACAAUAUUUUCACUGGACGCACCCCGGAAGAUGCUCAAAAACUGUGUUCGUUGUCUCAGCCAUACAUCGGGAUGGAUGCUGGGCAAAUACGCGUCACCCCAAUCCGGGGCGAUGGGACGACUCUCGUGGUGACUCCACUAAUCAAUACUACAUCAUCGUUUGAGGCAUAUCGAUUCCUUUCGGAGCCAUAUUUCGACUCGACCCGAUACCAAACUCACGAAUAUGAAGGCAACUACGAAUGGCAAGUGUUGACAAAAGCCUGGGCUGAGAAGGAGUGGGCCGAUCAAGACCCUUGGAAUAGCCCCUCUUCCAUGAUAAUCAAGGCGGGGGAAGAGGCACGCUUCGGGCUUCGGUUUUCUCUUUCGCUUCAAGGCGUAAGAGGUUUCGAUAAAGCUGUUCGCAAGACUGGUAUGCCUGUUGCUAAGAGCGUACCAGGCUAUAUCCUGCCGAGGGAUCUUCCAGGAAAGCUCUUUAUUCAGUCUGAUUCCGAGAUUGUUUCUAUCAUCGCCGAUCCCGAAAACGCAUUGAGUGUGACAAGGGAUGGUCUUCACGAAUAUAGCAUUACACCUUCGGACUCUGCGUGGGGGAGAGCAAGGGUGCAGCUUGAAUACCGAGACGGCAAGACCCAGACAAUACACUACUACAUUGUUAAGGCCACAGUCGACGCCAUUUCGGAUAUGGGGAGCUUCCUGACCAAAAACGCAUUGUUCAAUGACUCCUCUGAUCCGUUCUUGAGGUCGCCCUCAAUUAUGAAUUACGACCAUGAGGAAGGGCAUAUCCUAGACCAAGAACCGAGAGUCUACCUCUCCGGACUCAGUGAUGAAGCUGGCACGGGGGCGUACUUGGCAGCCUUCAUGAAACAGAUUAUCCAACCCAAUAUGGCUGAGCUAGAAGUUCUCAAUGCCUUUGUCGACGAAGUCAUGUCAACAAAUUUGCAACGCGAAGACAACGCUAUCAGGAAGUCACUCUUUUUCUAUGAACCAGAUAAACUUCCACAGUAUAAAUACGAAGAGGCUGACUGGAGCCAGUGGGGAUCGUGGAACAAAGAAGCGUCAUACCUUGUCGACCGGGCCUAUAACUACGUACAUCCAGCUGCGGCGUACUGGGCACUCUAUCGUGUUUCGAGGUCUUAUUCGGAUGUAACCACUCAUGACUGGGACUGGUACUUGAAAAGAGCUCAUCAAACCAUUAUGCGUUCUAUCAAGAAUGAUGUCCUCUAUAACGACCUUGGUCUGAUGGGUGAAACGGUAUGGGGUGAGAUUCUAUUGGACCUACAGCGCGAAGGUCUUGAUAUAGAGGCAAGAGAGCUAGAGGAAGCCAUGAGGAAUAGGUCGAGUCACUGGAAUGCUGUUUCUUACCCAUAUGGGAGUGAAGCACCGUGGGACUCGACAGGCCAGGAAGGAGUAUAUUAUUGGGCCAAGUAUUUUGGACUUUCGACCCUUACAGAGAAAACUGUCAACAGUGUCCUGGGCUUCAUGCCCAGCAUCCCGCACUGGGCAUGGCAUGGGAAUGCCCAUCGAUAUUGGGACUUCUCAAUCGCUGCCAAAAUAAAGACCUUUGAGCGUCAAGUUCACCAUUAUGCCUCCGCUCUCAACGCUCAAGUCUUACUGAGUGCUUUCAGGGACGACCCUUCUGAUACGUACCUCCUUGACAUCGGCCACGGCGGUAGCUUUGCACCGCUCUCCAAUAUUCAUCAAGAUGGAUUCCCCAGCGCAGCGUUCCAUUCUUUCCCCGAGCUGCUGACAUGGGAUUCAUACCUCAGUGAUUAUGGUCAGGGUUUCUUGGGCCUAUCGCUUGCGGCUGGGACUUAUAUCGCUGAGGACCAAGAUAUAGGCCUUGUGGCUUACGGGGGUAUUCUGAACAGAGCUCAAGGGACAGUAUCGGUUGAACCCCGCGACCCUUCUAGAAAGAGGAUUUUUAUCGGUCCUCUGAAAACAAUGAUUACCAUUGAGACGGGUAUUAUCGAGAAGCUUGUAUACGACGAGUCUGGUCGUUCCAUUUCGUUCACAAUUUCUCAACUACCCGAUGCUCCUAGUGCCAAAGAUACCAUUAUGCGCAUAGAUUUUGUGUCUGGAAGCAAUUGGGAAUUGCGGGAUACGAGUACUGAAAAGGCUCGGGGAGGUUGGAAAGUUCCAUUGCUAAAGUCGGAAUCAGUGCAGGUGGAGCUCUAUCGGGAAUAG
This is a messenger RNA of Clonostachys byssicola, 2688 nucleotides long. The record is from the annotation of a GenBank genome assembly. Lineage: Eukaryota; Fungi; Ascomycota; Sordariomycetes; Hypocreales; Bionectriaceae.